CUUCAUUGCUAGUAGUGAGAGUUGUAAUGCAGACAUCAAAACUAGUUACACAUCCGCUGUUGAUUAGACCAGAGGCUCUUUCACCGCAAUUAAAUCACGUCGGGAGACUGUCGAGAGAAAAGAACAAAGGCCAGGUCAACCUAAUCAAUACCUGGAGAUAUUUUUCAUUGUGCGGUCCUUUGGAAUCGGAGCAAACACAUUAUCUUUGGAGAGCGGGUUAAGUGAGUAGUCUAGAAAUACUGAUACAAGUUGUUUUUGCGUAAAUGUCAUCAUGGCGCUGGGCUGCUCCUCUUUCUCCAUAAACGACAUCCUCACUCAGGGACGUGACGCACGAGACGACGUUACCACUUCACGGGAUCUGACAGAAUUAUGCGCGUUUAAACUGAGCACCCUAAACCCGGACCGGAAACCCGGGAGAAGAGAGAGGGGCUUAAGGGGUCCUGUUUCCUCAAAGUCGGUCUGCAGUGAGGAGCAUUAUGGGGAUGAAAGGGAGAUGAAACACAGCAGACAAGAAAGUAUUCGUUCCUCACCGGAUUCGGGCGACAUCGUGAACCCCAUGUUCGAGUCUAGUAGUGAAGAAUCGACUGGAGAGGAAGCGGGAUGCAUGGCAUGUAGUGAAGACAUGAACAACAAACAACUAAGGGAGGAAGAGGAGAAUGGGGAGGACGGGGACAGCACUGUUGAUCAACCAACAUCUGGUAACAAGAAGCGCUCCCGUGCGGCCUUCUCCCACGCACAGGUCUACGAGCUUGAGCGUCGGUUCAGCUUGCAGCGCUACCUGUCUGGUCCUGAACGGGCGGACCUGGCUGGCACUCUGAAGCUUACGGAAACCCAGGUGAAAAUAUGGUUCCAGAACCGGAGAUACAAGACAAAACGGCGGCAAAUGGCGUCGGAACUAGCUGCCUGUAUCUCUACACCAACAACACUGGCUAAGAAAGUGGCUGUGAAGGUCCUGGUUCGAGAUGAUCAGAGACAAUACAAGGAUGACGAUCUACCCAGCCCGCCUGCCCUGCCUCUCUACCCGACCUACCAAUAUGGAUACUACCCCUACAUGUACUGCUUUCAGCCGUGGAUCUCUAGCAAUGCGCUUUGUGGUGGGAUGCACUGACAAAACGUAGCUUUCUCAAAUAUUGACGUUAAUUUGUUUCAUGGAUUUUAAAAACACCAAAGACACACCAGAGUUUUUCUACCGGUGUUUAUGUGUAGGCCCAAAUACAUUCUUUGUGCUCUCUUGGAGAGUGGGGCUCUUUCAACAUACAGAGGGCUUUCUGAUGCUGUAUACCUGCGAAUCAAAUGGGCCUAUCAAUAAUGGACUGACAACGUUGAUGGAUGGGCCAGAAGCAACGUUUAGUAGUAAUAAAUAAGGUACAAGGCCUAGAUAAGUAUUAUGCAGGAAUGUGCAUCCUGUUAACUUAUGUGUAGUUAUAACUCAAUAAAGCUUUAAAACAAUGUGAGAUUAA
This is a messenger RNA of Esox lucius (northern pike), 1460 nucleotides long. RefSeq names its product NK3 homeobox 3 (gene nkx3.3). The record is from RefSeq and is a predicted model, not a curated record. NCBI's taxonomy places the organism in Eukaryota, Metazoa, Chordata, Actinopteri, Esociformes, Esocidae. Gene Ontology annotation, cellular component: nucleus. Gene Ontology annotation, biological process: regulation of transcription by RNA polymerase II; cell differentiation. Gene Ontology annotation, molecular function: DNA-binding transcription factor activity, RNA polymerase II-specific; RNA polymerase II cis-regulatory region sequence-specific DNA binding. Bases 272 to 1108 code for a protein of 278 amino acids. The transcript is spliced from 2 exons.